GAGUAGCAGCAGCAGCAGGAGGGGGAGGAGGAGGAGGAGGAGGAGGAGGAGAUCUUCAACUUGGGCUCCGGAGCCGGUGCUCCUCCUGGUGCGGUGCAGUCACAGCUCUCCACCGGACCGGUAUGCACUACCCGCGGAGGAGGAAGUGAGCCGACCGAGGGAGAAAGAUGCAGGCGGAGGACAUGGAGGUACCUAUCAUUAAUAACCUUAACGAUAACGGCGACAGACAGAGGCCGAAAGGGAAAGAUGUGUUCAAGGAUCAGCAGAAGGAGUCGGAGAGCUCCAUGGAGUCUCCCAACCUGGAGUUUGAGUACGGAGACACGGACACACUGACUGCUGAGCUUUCAGAGCUCUACAGUUAUACAGAGGAGCCGGAGUUUGCCCUGAACAGAGACUACUUUGAAGAGGACUUCAGAAGCCAUGCUCGAGGCAGGAGGUGGAUCGAGCUGACGGUGGAGGAGCAGAGGGCAUAUGUGAUGAAGCUGCUGGACGCGCUGGAGGUGACCGACAGAGACAAGCGGCUGAAGGUGGCCAGGGCCAUCCUCUACCUGGCUCAGGGAGUGUUUGAUGAGUGUGACACAGAGGUGGAUGUGCUCCACUGGUCCAGACACAAUGUCUUUCUGCUCUACGACAUGGGCAUCUUCACAGCGCUGCUGGAGCUGCUGAGCAUGGAGAUAGAUAACAACCAGGCGUGCAGCAGUGCAGUGAGGAAGCCUGCCAUCUCUCUGGCAGACAGCACAGAGCUCAGAGUGCUACUAAGCAUCAUGUACCUGAUGGUGGAGACCAUUAGAGUUCAAACAGAGGAUGACAGACCGGAGUGGAGAGCAGCCAGAGAGGCCUUCAAGAAUGAGCUAGGUUCACCUCUGUACAACGGAGAGCCCUUCGCCCUGCUCCUCUUCACCAUGGUGACCAAGUUCUGCAGCAUGAAUGCCCCGCACUUCCCCAUGAAGAAAGUGCUUCUGCUUCUCUGGAAGACAAUACUGUUCACCUUGGGGGGUUUUGAGGAGCUCCAGGAGAUGAAGGUGCGGGGCCGGGAGCGUCUGAACCUGCCCCCGCUGCCGGAGGACAGCAUCAAGGUGGUGAGGGCCAUGAGAGCAGCGUCGCCCCCCGCCUCUGCCAUGGAGCUCAUUGAACAACAGCAGCAGCAGAAGAGAGGCCGCCGCAGCCGCAGGAGUGCCUUUGUUGAUAGCUUGGAAGGAGACAGUCCCUUUCCCAAGAAGCAGCCCCUGGUCAAGCAGGACAGCCUGGACACUUACAACGAGCGGGAUCCCUUCAAGAACGACGACGCCCGGGACGAGGAGGAGGACCCCGAGGACACAGACAGCGGCAUCGAGGGCGAGGUGGACCCCUUGGACCGCGAUGUCAUCAUCCAGCCCCCGCCUCCUCCGCCUCCCCUCAGACCCCCCACAGAAAGGGUCAACUUCCCAAAGGGCCUCCCCUGGGCCCCUAAAGUCAGGGAGAAAGACAUCGAGCACUUCCUUGAGACCAGUAGGAACAAGUUCAUCGGUUUUACUCUGGGAAAUGAUAUAGAUACUCUGGUGGGCUUGCCCAGGCCCAUCCAUGAGAGCGUCAAGACUCUUAAACAGCACAAAUAUGUGUCCAUCGCUGAGGUCCAGAUCAAACGGGAGGAGGAGCUGCAACAGUGUCCACUGACUCUGGGCGAGGAGGAGGUGGAAGAGACACCAACAGAGAUGCUGUACCUCGGCAUGCUUCCUAACCUCUCCCAAUACGUGAUUGCCCUCCUGAAGCUGCUGCUGGCUGCAGCUCCAACCUCCAAAGCCAAAACUGACUCAAUUAACAUCUUGGCUGAUGUGCUGCCUGAGGAGAUGCCUAUCACGGUCCUCCAGAGCAUGAAGCUGGGAAUCGACGUGAACCGCCACAAGGAAAUCAUCGUCAAGGCCAUCUCUGCUCUGCUCCUGCUCCUCCUCAAACACUUCAAACUCAACCAUAUUUAUCAGUUUGAGAUUGUCUCCCAGCACCUGGUGUUUGCCAACUGUAUCCCACUCAUCCUCAAGUUCUUCAAUCAGAACAUCAUGUCCUACAUCAGUGCCAAAAACAGUAUAUGUGUUCUGGACUUUCCCCACUGUGUGGUCCAUGAGAUGCCUGAGCUCACAGCUGAGAGCCUGGAAGCAGGAGACAGCAACCAGUUCUGUUGGAGAAACCUGUUUUCUUGCAUUAAUCUGCUGAGAAUAUUGAACAAGCUGACCAAGUGGAAACACUCUAGGACAAUGAUGCUGGUGGUGUUCAAGUCUGCCCCCAUCCUUAAGAGAGCUCUGAAGGUAAAGCAGGCCAUGAUGCAGCUCUACGUUCUCAAGCUGCUUAAGAUCCAGACCAAGUACCUGGGCCGCCAGUGGAGGAAGAGCAACAUGAAGACCAUGUCGGCCAUCUACCAGAAGGUCCGCCACAGGCUCAAUGACGACUGGGCGUAUGGAAAUGAUAUCGACGCACGGCCCUGGGACUUCCAGGCGGAGGAGUGCGCCCUGCGGGAGAGCAUCGAGAAGUUCAACAGCCGCCGCUACGACAAGAACAAGAACGGAGACUUCACACCCGUGGACAACUGCCUGCAGAGCGUGCUGGGGCAGCGCGUGGAGCUGCCCGAGGACUUCCACUACAGCUACGAGAUGUGGCUGGAGAGAGAGGUCUUCUCGCAGCCCAUCCAGUGGGAGGGGCUGCUGCAGAAUCCGUGA
This is a messenger RNA of Dicentrarchus labrax (European seabass), 2687 nucleotides long. RefSeq names its product striatin interacting protein 2 (gene strip2). The transcript is spliced from 22 exons. The record is from RefSeq and is a predicted model, not a curated record. NCBI's taxonomy places the organism in Eukaryota, Metazoa, Chordata, Actinopteri, Moronidae. The coding region runs from base 168 to 2687 and encodes 839 amino acids. Gene Ontology annotation, biological process: cytoskeleton organization. Gene Ontology annotation, cellular component: cytosol.